AUUUUUGACACAAAUAGAACAGGAAUGGAUUUGGCGUGAAAUAGAGGGGUAAUUCGACUCCGUUCUUCCCCUUUUCUCCCUGCAACAGCAAUCACCCUCCAUUUUCAUCUCAUCGUCGGAAUGGGUGGAAAGGGAAUAGGAAAUAAAAGUGUGUUGAUUACUGGUGUUAGCAAAGGAAUUGGUAGGGCUCUUGCUAUUGAAUUGGCGAAUCGAGGUCACACCAUUAUAGGUUGUUCUCGUGCUCAGGAUAAGCUUGAUUCUCUUCAAUCUCUUUUACUUCCAAAUAAUCAUAAUCAUCUCUUCCUCAAUGUUGACGUCAGCUCCAAUGACAGCGUUCAACAGAUGGCUCGCACUGUUAUGGAGAUGAAGGGGGGUCCACCUGAUGUUAUUGUGAACAGCGCAGGUACUAUCAACAAGAACAACAAGAUGUGGGAAGUUCCUUCUCAAGAGUUUGAUUUGGUGAUGGAUACAAACUUGAAAGGAACUGCCAAUGUGUUGAGACAUUUCAUCCCUCUCAUGAUCAACAAUGGAGGAGGAGAAGGUAUUAUAGUUAACUUGUCUUCUGGUUGGGGAAGAUCGGGUGCAGCACUUGUUGCUCCUUACUGUGCAUCCAAAUGGGCUAUUGAAGGACUCACAAAGUCUGUAGCUAAAGAGUUACCACAAGGAAUGGCUGUUGUCGCACUCAAUCCUGGUGUCAUCAACACUGACAUGCUUGCUUCUUGCUUUGGUGCUUCCGCUUCUCUUUAUCAAUCCCCUGAAUCAUGGGCUCUCAAGGCAGCCACCAUGAUUCUCAAUCUUACUCCAGCAGAUAAUGGUGCUUCUCUCUCCGUUUGAAGUCUCAUGUGUGUGGUUUCUAAUUCAAACUGGUUCAUGUGCAUUCAAAAUAGUGUGAUUGCUGUCUGACUUAGCCGUAUUUUGGUGUAUAACUAAGGUUUCGCAUCAGGUCGGGUCUCCGCAUUGUGUGGGUUGAAGUCUGCAGGACAUGCUUUUAAAUUUACAAGAGGGUGUCUUUGUACUUCAUUUAUCAUUUGACUAUUGUUUUUUAGUGCUUCAAAGAUGUGUCUUUAGGCAAAACCAUCUGAUGUAUUCCUUGUUUGGGGUCUUCACUUUUGUUUUGUGGAGGAGAGUUAUGGUGAUUAGCUUUCUGCUGUAUUUUACAGCUUGGUUGUUUUCUGUUCUUCUUAUCUUCUCCCUGCAUUUUUUUUUUUGUGCCGGGUUUAGAUCUUUUUAUUAAACCUUUUACUUUGUUUUAAAAAAAUAAAAUAAUAUGCGAAUAA
Messenger RNA from Medicago truncatula (barrel medic), 1277 nucleotides. Its product is annotated as NADPH-dependent pterin aldehyde reductase. Gene Ontology annotation, molecular function: oxidoreductase activity, acting on the CH-OH group of donors, NAD or NADP as acceptor. Gene Ontology annotation, cellular component: cytosol. The record is from RefSeq and is a predicted model, not a curated record. Gene Ontology annotation, biological process: folic acid-containing compound metabolic process. The coding region runs from base 121 to 834 and encodes 237 amino acids. Lineage: Eukaryota; Viridiplantae; Streptophyta; Magnoliopsida; Fabales; Fabaceae. The transcript is spliced from 3 exons.